UGAAGAUUCAGUGUGUCACCGUGCAACCGGCAACAGUUCGCGUACAGUUUCUGUCAGGUUUUCGUCUGAAAAUUUAGCUUUCUUCAAGAGUUUGAGUUAGACCAGAAUGAGUGAUAAGAUGGGCAUGGUAGACCCAGAGUUCCAAGGAGCCGGCAAGAAGGAAGGAUUAAAAAUAUGGCGCAUUGAGAAGAUGAAGGUAGCCAAGAUUCCAGAGAAGGACUACGGUUACUUCUUCACCGGUGACUCCUACAUCGUACUGCAUACCAGAGCAUCAGGAUCUACUUUUGUGUGGAACAUCCAUUUCUGGCUCGGCAAAGAAACAUCUCAGGAUGAGGCUGGUGUGGCAGCCUACAAGACGACAGAGCUGGACGACUCACUAGGGGGUUCCCCUACCCAGCAUCGGGAAGUACAGGAACAUGAAUCCAAACUCUUCAUGUCCUACUUCAAGAAAGGAGUCAUCUAUAAGGCUGGUGGUGUUGCGUCUGGCUUCAAACACGUGGAGAGGAAUAAGCACGACCCCAAACUGUCAAAGGUCAAGGGCAAGCGAAGUGUCAGAGUCCUUCCUGUUCCAUUGUCGUGGGAUUCCUUCAACAACGGCGAUGUGUUUAUUCUGGAGCUGAAUCAAGUCAUCUAUGUCUGGAGUGGAUCCCAGGCUAACCGACAAGAAAAGAUUAAGGGUGGUCAGUUUGGAACGAUGGUGAGGGAUGACAUGUACGGUGGCAAGGCACACAUUGUCUACCUCGACGAAUCCGACCAGAUGCCCGAGGAAGUCAUCAAAGCCCUGGGUCCUGUGCCAAAGACCUUCAAAGAGUCCGAGUCUGAUGAUGAGACGUUCGUGAGGCAGCAUGUGUCCAACACCAAGCUGUACCAUGUUACGGAUGAGUCUGGUGCUCUAGUCGUUACAGAAAAAGCCAUCAGUCCCCUGACCCAAGACCUGCUUAACUCCGAUGACUGUUACAUCAUCGAUCAAGGCGGAGCCGGUAUUUUCGUCUGGAAGGGCAAAUCGGCCACUCAAAGGGAGAAAGUCAGGGCCAUGAAGAAUGCCGAGGGGUUCAUUAAAGCCAAGAAGUACCCCAAUGGUACUAAGAUCAUGGCAGUCAACGACGGAGCCGAACCGACGGCCUUCAAGUUUAUCUUUAAGACCUGGAGAGGGAAGAACACCACACAAGGAAUGGGUAAAACUCACUCAAGAGGGAACAUUGCUAAAAUUGAGCACAAGAAGUUUGACGCCAGCACCCUUCACAAAAAGAGCACAAGUGACUUUGUGGCAGACCCAUCCCUGGCUGCCUCGUCCGGUAUGCCAGAUGACGGCACUGGCACAGUCAAGAUCUGGCGCAUUGAGAACUUUGAGUUGGUGGAGCAGGAUCAAGCCCUCUAUGGUCAGUUCUUUGGCGGUGAUAGCUACGUGAUUCUCUACACCUACAAGGUCAAAGGAAGGGAACAAUACAUCAUCUUCUUCUGGCAGGGCCAGGAAUCUUCCAUUGAUGAGAAGGGUGCGUCUGCAAUCCAUGCUCAGAGGAUAGAUGAUGAAAUGGGUGGAGCACCGGUCCAGGUACGAGUUGUUCAAAACAAAGAGCCACGGCACUUCCAGAUGAUCUUCAAAGGCAAGAUGAUCAUCCACAUGGGAGGCAGGGCCAGCGGCUUCAAGAAUCGGCAAGAAGAAGACAAGGCCGAGUCUACAGCUCGUUUGUACCAAGUCAGAGGAACCAAUGAGCUGAACACAAAGGCUGUAGAGGUUCCAGCGAGAGCAAGCUCUCUCAACUCCAACGAUGUGUUUGUUCUCAAGAUGCCUAAGGAGACCUACUUAUGGUGUGGUAAGGGAGGCAGUGGUGAUGAGAGAGAACUUGCUAAGACUGUGGCCAAGACAUUAGCUGGAAGAAGUGCUGAUUACACCAUGGUGCCCGAGAGUCAGGAACCAACAAGCUUCUGGGGUGCCUUAGGAGGCAAGGCACCAUACGCAACCAGCAAAACAAUGGAGGUCGAGGAGCCCGAUUUUCCACCCCGCCUCUUCCAGUGUUCAAAUGCCAAGGGUAACUUCAUUGUUGAGGAGAUCAACGACUUCUCCCAGGAAGACAUGGUUCAAGAUGACGUCAUGUUGCUGGAUGCCUACCACACUGUGUUUGUUUGGAUUGGAUCAGGAGCUAACGCCACAGAGAGAAAAGAAGCCAUUAAGAUUGCACAGGAGUACAUUUUGUCUGAUCCGAGUGGCAGAGACAUUGAUGCCUUAUCUUUGAUCAAGAUCAUGGAAGGGAACGAGCCGCUGCAUUUCACCGGUCACUUCCACGCAUGGAAUCCAAGCUAUUUCAAGGACCUCCCUAAUCUUGAGGACAUGAAGUCGCAAGCCAAGAAAGAGAACGAGAAGAUAGCGAUCACGUUGACUCCGAUCACAGUGAGAAUGGAUCAGGUUCCCAAGAAGGAUGAAGGAGAGAACUUCAACGAACUACCCAAAUACUCCUUGGAGAAACUCCAAUCAGCCGACCUGCCUGAUGAUAUUGACCAUAGCAAGAAGGAGUAUUAUCUGUCCGCUGCUGACUUUGAGAAGGUCUUCAAGAUGAAAUUUGAGGCGUACAUCAAGUUACCUGGCUGGAAGAGAAACAACUUGCGAAAAACCAACAAGUUAUUCUGAGAUGGUUUUUGUUUUUUGGGUCUUCACAUUUAAAACGGUCACACAAUUAUGGCUUGUAAUUUGACUACUUUACAUAGGGCGUAAGAAACCAAGAAAAUAAUAUUUCAAAGAGCCCCUGCAUGCGGGAUAGAGAAUCUAAAAAUGUAGCGUUGUUAAUUAUUCGAGGCAAUUGAGUUGAAUUUUUAAGCUAGUGUUUUAACAGCCAGAUGCUAACCUUGCAUGCCACAAAAGGGAAUAGGUUUGAGCUUUUUAGAAGUACUCAGGAUUCUGUAGUAGCGGUAACUUUAUUAUUACCUUGUUUUUUAAACAAUCAAUGCUGAUGAUCUUAUUUUUCAAUAUCAUUCAGAACUCAAUAACUACAUAAAACUAAUACAUUUUAAAUUUACACGAUAGAAAGUCGUUGUAUUGUUUGCUGCGGUAAAUAUUUUGUAUGUAGAUUUUAAGUUUUUUAAAUUUACCUAAUGCGAGCAGAAAGAUAGUGUGAAGAUGGUGAUGUUGAAAUAUUAGUACAAACUCAGAUUACUCACAUAAGCACAUGAAUAUAUAAUUCUGUUUUUUUUUAAUAAGUUGUCUGGCAAACCUAUUUUUCUUACCCUUUGACCUUUACGGAGGUCACUCUUUGACAUUUAACCUCCAAGAGGUCAUUUUACUAAAGGUUGAUUUGGAACCAGCCUCAGGACUAUGGUUUCUUCCUAUGUCUCAGUAGCCUCGUUUCUUGCUAACCGGCGUAAGGCACAGAAGUGAAUCAGUGACGCUACAGCAAAAUUGCAGAAAGCAAUGGAAGUAAUGAAUACCGCGGAAAGCAAUGGAAGUGUCGAAUACCGUACCGAUGGCUAAAUAGACUUCCAAACAAGUUGUUAAAGUGAGUACGUCACUAAGGUGGAACAAAAUGUACGCACUCAAACUUGCUUAAAGUUGAUCUAGUUUUAACCGAGAGAAGCCCCAUUGACUGUUCCUCUCAAAAUCGUGUUGGAUUUUCCAUUUCAAGAAUCGAGCUUGCUUGAAACAUUUUUCCAAAUGCAAUUGCAGACAGCGCGCACUCCUGGUUUGGAAGGUAAACAGACUUUUUUUCUUGUCAAUUUUUGUUUAAGUAGCAUUAUUAGUGAGUUUUAUUAUAUGAAUGAAUGUGUGUUUUUCUGAUGGUGUUUUUUUUUUUAUGUGGGGUCAAGUGUAUGUUGUGUUGAGCAUGUGACAGAGAGAAGUCUCCACAACCAGUAGUUAAAGUCGGUGACAUCUUAGAAUCCAUUGUUGUAAUUUUGAUGUUUUUAUGAGAACCAGUCAUCUUUCGGAGCAUGAAUGCUUUCAUCAGAGAAUGAAGAGAGAAGCGGACUAAAAAGUGGCCACUGGGCCUUGGCUCUGCUGUCUUUCAAAUCUUCACCCCCACUGUCUUUCUUGUUACUCCAUUCCAAAGCUCUUUACCCAAUUCCUAAUCAGGGCCCAAUUUUAGAGGGCUGCUUAAGCAAAACAUAUUGCUUAACAGUUUUCUGCUAAGCAAAUAUGAGCAGGAGUGCGCAACAUCAUUUGCUGUACUGAAGUUUGUGGUAGGUUUGUGAUACCAGUCACAGACAUGUGACAUGGUAGUUUAACUGGUUACCUUACUGGUAAGCAUAGUUUUGUUGUGCUUAGCUGCUUCAUGUGCUUAUUUAAGCAGCUCUUUGAAAUUGGGCAGGAUGUGUUUCUCAUGUCCGCUGCUUCUUAUUUCACAAAAUGAAGAUUCUUUCAAAACCUUUUUUUAUCCCUUUCUUCCCCGUUUGAUUUUCCCUAGUGUGUGCGUGUGUGUGUGUGUAUUUACAGGGACAAAUUUCAAUCUCGGUGAAUUUGAAGCUUUCAUGAAAAGCUAGUGUUGGAUAACAACAAAACAGCGCUAACUCUCAAAUGUCAUCAUAACA
This is a messenger RNA of Asterias rubens (European starfish), 4515 nucleotides long. Its product is annotated as advillin-like. The transcript has 24 exons. Gene Ontology annotation, biological process: actin filament severing; barbed-end actin filament capping; actin polymerization or depolymerization. Gene Ontology annotation, cellular component: cytoplasm; actin cytoskeleton. Bases 107 to 2626 code for a protein of 839 amino acids. NCBI's taxonomy places the organism in Eukaryota, Metazoa, Echinodermata, Asteroidea, Forcipulatida, Asteriidae. The record is from RefSeq and is a predicted model, not a curated record. Gene Ontology annotation, molecular function: actin filament binding; phosphatidylinositol-4,5-bisphosphate binding.